Messenger RNA from Drechmeria coniospora, 1086 nucleotides. Its product is annotated as Vacuolar morphogenesis protein 7 like protein. The coding region runs from base 1 to 1086 and encodes 361 amino acids. Gene Ontology annotation, biological process: vesicle fusion; intracellular protein transport. Gene Ontology annotation, cellular component: endomembrane system; SNARE complex. The transcript has a single exon. NCBI's taxonomy places the organism in Eukaryota, Fungi, Ascomycota, Sordariomycetes, Hypocreales, Ophiocordycipitaceae. The record is from RefSeq and is a predicted model, not a curated record. Gene Ontology annotation, molecular function: SNARE binding; SNAP receptor activity; phosphatidylinositol binding.
AUGGCACCGCCGCCCGAAAUCGCCAUCCCCUCGACGAGCGUCUCGGACGAAGGCUCCUCCAAGCCCUUUACCCUCUACAACAUCACGCUCCGCCUCCCGCUCCGGUCGUACGUCGUGCAGAAGCGAUACUCGGACUUUUCCCAGCUCCAUGGCACCCUCGUCGAGCUCGUCGGCGCGCCGCCCCCGGCGCCGCUUCCGGCCAAGCACUGGCUCAAGUCGACGGUCAACUCGGCCGAGCUCACGAGGCAUCGGCAGACGAGCCUCGAGACCUACCUCCGGACCAUCGCCGAGACGCCCGACCGUCGAUGGCGGGACACGGCCGCCUGGAGAGCCUUCCUCGGCCUGCCGAGCGCGAGCGCCAACAACUCGGCCGCGUCGGCCGCCGGCAUGGCGGUGAACGCGGCGGCCGGGGCGGCGGACCCGGGCACCUGGCUCGACAUGCACCGCGAGCUGAAGCAGUGCCUCCACGAGGCUCGCCAGUGCCUCUCCAGAAGGGACGGAGCGUCGCACGCGGGCGACGGCACCGCCGCGGCCGAGGCCGGCGCGUCGGCGAAGCGGGCGCUCGUCAAGGCCGGCAACGUCAUCGCCGCCCUCGCCGACGGCCUGCGCAAGGUGCAGGAGUCGAAACGGCUCGGCGACGGAGAGCUGCGACGGCGACGGGACCUCGUCUCCUCGGCUCGCAUGGAGCGCAACGGUCUGGAAAAGCUGGCGAGCGACAUGGCGAGCCCGCCGUCGUCCGACGCCGACCGCCGCGGCCAGGGCUCGUCGUGUGCGGCCGAGAAGACGGGUCUGCCGGGCCGCGGGUGCAAGCCGGGCGGUCGCGUGCUCGGCGCGCCGCCGGCGGAGACGGACGAGACGCGGGAGCUCGACAACCAGGGCAUCCUGAUGCUGCAGAGGCGCGAGAUGGAGGCGCAGGACGAGCAGGUGGAGCAGCUCGCCGCCAUCAUCCGGCGCCAGAAGGAGAUGGGGCUCAAGAUCAACGAGGAGGUCGAGGCCCACGGCGAGAUGCUCGACCGCCUGGACCAGGACGUGACGCGCGUCGACGGCAAGCUCCGCGUGGCCAACGACCGCGUCAAGAGGAUGUGA